Messenger RNA from Salvelinus namaycush (lake trout), 1885 nucleotides. RefSeq names its product mitochondrial ribosomal protein L46 (gene mrpl46). Gene Ontology annotation, molecular function: structural constituent of ribosome. Gene Ontology annotation, cellular component: mitochondrial large ribosomal subunit. The record is from RefSeq and is a predicted model, not a curated record. NCBI's taxonomy places the organism in Eukaryota, Metazoa, Chordata, Actinopteri, Salmoniformes, Salmonidae. The coding region runs from base 10 to 888 and encodes 292 amino acids. The transcript is spliced from 4 exons.
AUAAUCAAGAUGGCAGCGCCCUGCUCGAGGAUGGCGAGUCGUCCUUUAUGGCAAUUUAUUACAAAUGUCAGACGAACGGGGCUAAAACAUACAGGAGUUCGUCAAUUUUCUCUCAGUUAUGCUUGUCGAGCUGCAACUCAGACCAGCAGUAAAACGGAAAGCGUCGCGUCUCCAUGGAAGCUGUACGGGGCGGUGUGUCUCCAGAGGCUGCCUGUCAUAUCACAGGAGCGGAACCCGAUCGAAGACCAAUUCGCUGAGCUCAUGCAUCAGAUGGAGCUGGAGAGAAGCCUGCUGUCGGAACAUGAGCAGAGGCUCCUAGAGGACGCGGAGCGUAUGACUCGUAAACAGGCAGACAACUACGAUUCAGAUGAGGAGGAGGCGGACUACGGUGGCCAGGAGACCAUCACAGCUCAGGACCAGGAUGACACCUGGGAACAGAAUCUCAAACACUUCCAACCUGCUCUCAGAGACAGAGAUGUAGGUGGGACACCGCUGGGCUCAGUGGAGAGGUGUCUAGGAGACAGCCUGGUCCUGCUGGUACAGCAGACUGUCGCUAAAGAGAACAUCUGGCUGCUCCCUCAGGCCCCGUGGGAGGCAGGGGAGACUCUCCGACAGACCGCAGAGAGAGUGCUCAGCAGCCUGCCAGAGGCUGAUUUCAAGGCUACGUUCCUUGGCAACACCCCCUGUGGAGUGUACAGGUACAAGUUCCCCAAAGAUGUCCGGACAGAGAGCUGCGUGGGAGCCAAGGUCUUCUUUUUCAAAGCUUUACUGUCCGCUGGUUCAGCCAGUCAGAAAGAACCUUUCCUGUGGGUGAAGAAGACUGACCUGCAGGGUUACCUGAAGCCAUCUUACUUGGAGAAAGUUGACCGCUUCAUACUCAACCUGUGAUCUGAUGAGAGCUGAGGGAGAAGAUGUGAUGAGAGGUUACGGAUGUCUUGUUAGAACGUCCUCGUUGACGUCAUUUUUCUGUCACAGCACCUGUUGUGUUCUCCUGCCCAUCCACUUUGUGUGUAAGAUGAUUAAAGUGUAUCAGUUGUUCCAACAUAUAAACCAUUCAGAGUGUUGUCUGUAGGCCUGUAUCCCAGAGGAUAGAAAGCCAGUCUCUUUGCUUGUGUGUUGUUCUAUGCAGACGGUGUAUUGUCCUGUCCACUAGAUGGCAGUAGUGAGACAGAGGCUGGUCAGAACAGUGUAUUGUCCUGUCCACUAGAUGGCAGUAGUGAGACAGAGGCUGGUCAGAACAGUGUAUUGUCCUGUCCACUAGAUGGCAGUAGUGAGACAGAGGCUGGUCAGACAGUGUAUUGUCCUGUCCACUAGAUGGCAGUAGUGAGACAGAGGCUGGUCAGAACAGUGUAUUGUCCUGUCCUCCACUAGAUGGCAGUAGUGAGACAUAGGCUGGUCAGAACAGUGUAUUGUCCUGUCCUCCACUAGAUGGCAGUAGUGAGACAGAGGCUGGUCAGAACAGUGUAUUGUCCUGUCCUCCACUAGAUGGCAGUAGUGAGACAGAGGCUGGUCAGACAGUGUAUUGUCCUGUCCUCCACUAGAUGGCAGUAGUGAGACAGAGGCUGGUCAGAACAGUGUAUUGUCCUGUCCUCCACUAGAUGGCAGUAGUGAGACAGAGGCUGGUCAGACAGUGCCUCUAUAUUCGGCCCAGAGAACAUAGGGAUGGAUGCACACAGACCCUCUCAGAUUCAACUGUCCCUUCACUAAUGAUAGAAAUAUCACCUUUUCCACUGGUGUAAAGUACUUCAGUAAAGAUACUUUAAAGUUCUACCUAAGUAGUUUUUUAGGGGUAUCUGUACUUUACUUUAAUAUACAUAUUUUUGACAACUUUUACUUCACUAUAUUGCUAAAUAAAAUAAUAUACUUUUUACUCCAUGCAUUUUCC